Impatiens glandulifera is the source of this 753-nucleotide messenger RNA. Its product is annotated as protein TIFY 6B-like. Gene Ontology annotation, cellular component: nucleus. NCBI's taxonomy places the organism in Eukaryota, Viridiplantae, Streptophyta, Magnoliopsida, Ericales, Balsaminaceae. Bases 1 to 753 code for a protein of 250 amino acids. The transcript has 6 exons. Gene Ontology annotation, biological process: regulation of jasmonic acid mediated signaling pathway; response to wounding; regulation of defense response. The record is from RefSeq and is a predicted model, not a curated record.
AUGGAAUGGUCCUUCUCAACCAAGCCCUUCUUUAAGCCUUCACCUCAAGAUGAAGGCUCUCGAAAGACAGGUUUUGAGUCUCUUCCCGGAGCCGAAAUCUUGACGGUUUCGAGCCCCCAAGGAUUUGUUCAGAAGAAGUUUAGUGGAAUCAAUUAUACGAUUGAAUCAUAUCCUAUUCAUAGUGGCGGCGAUAACAAAGAAAUCUCGAGCCAAUUAAACCGAACAUUUCUCCCAAUUGUGGGUACUACUGAUUUAAGGCAUGAUUUUAGGACUACCUCUAAAGUUCCGGCUCAAUUGACCAUCUUCUACAAUGGCCAAGUGUAUGUUUUUGAUGACAUAUCACCCGAAAAGGCUCGGGCCAUCAUGUUAUUGGCUGGGAAUGGUCAUUCUAUUUCCAAUAAAAUCGAUAUGCAAAAGAUCCCCAAGUCGUCGCACUUCGAUAAUUGUGUAAAAGGCCAGACGCUCAAUGUUUCAAUACCAUUCUGGAAAGAAAUUGAAAAUCGACAAAAAUCUGUAGUCAAUCUUCCUUUGAUGUCUCCUAAUGUCAAAUUGGAGCCUACUAAAGGAAGCCAAUCCCAUGUUCCAAUGGUAGCGGUUCCACAGGCUAGGAAAGCCUCCUUGGCGCGGUUCUUGGAGAAGCGCAAAGAGAGGGUACUGAAUGCUGCAUCCCCAUACAUCAAGAAAUCUCAAGAAUUUGUGUCUGAAGGCAAAAGCUUGUCUAUGAACUCUUCAUGGAAUUCAACUAAGAGCUAG